UUUCUAGCCAUUUCCCUUUUUCCCUUCUUCCUCAUCCCAUCUUCUGCUUCCAUGGUCACUGCCCAGCACCUCCUCUUCUUCCUCCCCGUCCUCCUUUCCUCCCUUUCCUUCGUCUCCUCAUCUCCCUCGCCCACAUCAUCGGCACCAACACCAGCUCCAUGGCCGAAGCAGUUCCACUCGGUUCUCUUCAUGAACUACAGCGGAGCGCUUUCGCUGAUUGACCUCUGGUACGAUUGGCCGAAUGGCCGCAAUUUCAACAUAAUCCAGGACCAGCUCGGUGGGCCGCCGCUACACGACCUUGAAUGGAACAAUGGCACCUCCUUCUUUUACACUCUCCCCAACACACCCUCCCCUAAAUGCCGCUCCGCUCAGCUUCCCGUCGGCAUCCUUCGCCCUAAUUGGCUCGACGGCGCCACCUACCUUGGUCAAGUCACCAUCGACGGUUUCCUCUGCAACAGCUGGGAGAAGGUCGAAUUCAUUCGAUAUUACGAGGAUGUUGCCACCCGCCGGCCCGUUCACUGGGUCUUUUACACCGGUAGGGAAGCUCAUGUGAUGACCUUCGAGGUCGGAGCAGCGCUCAACGAUGAAAAGUGGCAGGCGCCGGCUUACUGCUUUGAGAAGAGAAAGGAAGACGAAAAGCUCCAAGACAUUGCAAGCACUGAAGCUUUAGGGGAUAUGACUCGGAGUAGGUUCCUAUGACCAUAUGUUUUAUCAUCCAUUGCCGUUGGUUUAAGCUGUCCCUGUAGCUUAUAACUGAAGCGGUAAGUAAACAAACUGAUUUUCUUCUCAAUGUAUUGAACACGAAGAAGUAUUCGGUUCUGUUUCCAAGAUUAGUUUUUU
Molecule: messenger RNA, 840 nt
Organism: Dendrobium catenatum
Lineage: Eukaryota; Viridiplantae; Streptophyta; Magnoliopsida; Asparagales; Orchidaceae
Exons: 2
Coding region: 52-699 (215 amino acids)
Source: RefSeq, a predicted model, not a curated record